Pyricularia pennisetigena is the source of this 876-nucleotide messenger RNA. RefSeq lists its product as uncharacterized. The transcript has 3 exons. NCBI's taxonomy places the organism in Eukaryota, Fungi, Ascomycota, Sordariomycetes, Magnaporthales, Pyriculariaceae. The record is from RefSeq and is a predicted model, not a curated record. The annotation marks the transcript as partial. Gene Ontology annotation, molecular function: N-acetyltransferase activity.
CACUUGCACAUCAAAGAGCCGUUCGCAAACCAAAACAUACCUCAAAUCAGGGCCGCAUCCCGCCAGCUCGCGCGCGAGUGGGGUUUCUUCCGCUCAACCUAUGCAGACACCAGCCUCUCACUGGCAGCGACGCACUGCCUGAUAGAGCCCGCUGAGAAGAGCGUCGCCACCGACGCCGGUCUGCGCCAUGUCCUCCGCCUCGACGACCACACUCUCGCCCGGGCCACUGCCCUGACCACCGCAGAGACGGUCGAUCCGGCUGCGGCGGCCACCGUCGUGAGCGGUCUUCAACUGUACGCAACGACCCUGCACCUCUUGCGGAUGCGUCAGGAGGCGGCCCAGACGGCAAGCACAGCUACUGUCACCACCAGCAUCACCACCCAGUCAGCGCAACCUGCACCGCAGCCAGCCGCCGUCACCAUCCAUGCCGGCUACCGCACGCGCCUGAUCGCACGCGCCAUGGACAUGAACACGGUCUACUUCUCCACGCACCACGGCUGGGGCAUGCAGUUCGCGGCCGGCAUAUCCGCGUCGCUAGCCGACCUGCUGAAGCGGCUGGAUCGGCCACAAAACCAAGCCUGGACUACCGAUCUGGGCCUGCCUGGCGUCGCGCAUCUGCGGUCCUUCAUCACCGACAACUCGGUCCGCGGCAGCGGGGCCGGGAGGACGCUGCUCGCUGCUGCCAUGGCAUUUGUGGGCGAGGUCGGAUUCGAGAAGGUUCGGUUACAUACGAUACGGCAGCUUGAUGCUGCGAGGAGGCUGUACAAGAUGUUUGGGUUCGUCGAGGUAGGCGAAGUGGAGGUGCACAAGUUUGGCAUCGUCUUUGACCAGCUGGAGUGUGUCUGGAAAAGGCCUGGGUUGCGAUUUACUGACUGA